AUGACAGCGAAAACAGAACUGUCCGGCUGGCCAGACUACACAGGCGAGGACUUCUCCCUGAUGGAACAGUCUAAACUGGAGCCUCUCGCAUCCAGAACCAGGGUACCAUCUCCUAGAGGGCCGUCUCUAUUCUCAACCAGAGAUACGGGCCAUUACGCGCACAGCGGCUCCAUGGAUAUCUCACUGGAGAAACUCAUGUCGGUGAGUAAACUAGCGGACAGUGGUGUCAGGAUAGAGAUGGACCUGGAUACAGUACCUGGAAACGGUAGGCAGCAGGGCCACCACCCGGGCCCGCAGAAACACCGGCGAGUCGCGGCUAACGCCCGGGAGAGACGGAGGAUGCACGGGCUGAACAAGGCGUUUGACACGUUGCGGAGUGUGAUUCCGUCCGAUAAUAAUAAAUUGUCCAAGUAUGACACUCUCCAGAUGGCUCAGAUCUACAUCCAGGAGCUUUCGGGGCUGCUCACCGGGGUGGUGAAGCCAGAGGUCCGGGGAGGGUCGCGGAGUGGAUGCGCCUCACCAGACAUAGACCACCUCAUCCCGGAUAGGAGGAACCUUCUGGGGUCUCUCUCUCCAGAGCCCUUGCGGGGUGGCGGCGGGAUGACUGGGAUCAGCAACACCCUGCAGGACUCCCCCUCCCCGCAGCCUAAGAACAAGAGACUGGUCGGACAACAGGAGAACAAUGGCCCCGUCGGUCACCUCAUCAUUCUGUCUGCGCCUAAAUCUGAUCUAGGAUCGGGGAAUAAGAGGGUGUCUAACACUUCCAACGGGAGUGAUGGAGAGUCGUCGCAUUACAGUGACUUUGAGGACGGACAGGCCGGUAGACGGUGA
Messenger RNA from Oncorhynchus kisutch (coho salmon), 831 nucleotides. RefSeq names its product atonal bHLH transcription factor 1b (gene atoh1b). The transcript has a single exon. Lineage: Eukaryota; Metazoa; Chordata; Actinopteri; Salmoniformes; Salmonidae. Gene Ontology annotation, biological process: positive regulation of transcription by RNA polymerase II; sensory organ development; axon development. Gene Ontology annotation, molecular function: protein dimerization activity; DNA-binding transcription factor activity, RNA polymerase II-specific; E-box binding. The record is from RefSeq and is a predicted model, not a curated record. Bases 1 to 831 code for a protein of 276 amino acids. Gene Ontology annotation, cellular component: nucleus.